Molecule: messenger RNA, 1160 nt
Organism: Thalassophryne amazonica
Lineage: Eukaryota; Metazoa; Chordata; Actinopteri; Batrachoidiformes; Batrachoididae
Gene: sft2d3
Product: SFT2 domain containing 3
Biological process (GO): vesicle-mediated transport
Cellular component (GO): membrane
Source: RefSeq, a predicted model, not a curated record
ACGGGAGCAGCCGACACAGGAAGAGCUCCCGUCCAGCAGGGGGCAGCGUCGCAUCAUUAGCACACAACGCGUGAAGAAGCGGUGCUACCAAACUAGCCUGUUAGCUUCAUCAUGGCGGAGUUGAACCGGCAGCUUCAGGAGUAUCUGGCUCAGUCCAAGUCCGGCGGCAGUAAAACUGGCUCACAGCAGCUCAGCACCGCGGUGGACGUGGAGGAACCGCAGUCGAGCUCUGCGCCCGGCAGCUGGUCGAGCCCCGGCACGGCCACACCUAGCCUCGGCGGCGGCUUUUCCUGGCCCUGGGUGUCCGAGCCGGACCCCUGCCUGCCGGGCCUGAGCAGGCGCCAGCGGUUGGCAGCCUGCGGUGUGUGCGCGGCCUUCUCGGCCCUGUGCUUCGGCCUGUCGGCUCUCUACGCGCCGCUGCUGCUGCUCUACGCGCGGAAGUUCGCGCUGCUCUGGUCGCUUGGCUCGCUGUUCGCCGUGGCGGCGGCGGCGGCGCUGCGCGGCCCCGGCAGGCUGCUAGCCGCCGGCCUGUCGCCCGGGGCCGCUGCCUACCUGGCCGCGCUGGGCGGGACUCUGUACGCGGCGCUCCGCCUCCGCAGCACCGCGCUCACCGCGCUCGGAGCCGCGCUGCAGGUCGCCGUCAUCGGCUUCUACGUGGUGUCGCUGCUGCCCGGAGGCAGCGCCGGGAUCCGGUUCCUCGGAGGCCUGGCGGCGGCCGCCGUCAAACGGACCAUCAGCGGGAAAACAGUGUCCAUCUGAGACGGACCGGCGGGGGCCAAGGUGCGGACCGCGGGCCUCCAAGGGACGGUCCAAUAAUCACUUCCGAACUGUGCUGAAGGUUCCCUGGACGUUUUUGGACUUUUGUUGGUGUUAAUUUUCUAAAUAACGGAGUUAUUUACGUACUGAAAGUGUCUCUCUUUAAAACCUGAUUUUUUUUUUAUGCUGCAUUUGAGACUCAGGGAAGAAGGGUGGAGUCGUGGGCGGAGUCUACACUUCACAGGUUUGAUGGACAAGUGCAAUUUGUGGACCAUAAGGUUGAAAAUGGUGUAACAGUGACACCUAGCGACAAAAAGUGGACUCGCACCUGUUAAGCCUUGCUGACUUCUUUGUCAGUUUAUUUGCAUUUUGACAUUUAUUAAAGUUAUCAUUAUUUGAAUAAG